Molecule: messenger RNA, 2142 nt
Organism: Neltuma alba
Lineage: Eukaryota; Viridiplantae; Streptophyta; Magnoliopsida; Fabales; Fabaceae
Product: protein HOTHEAD
Exons: 6
Coding region: 34-1812 (592 amino acids)
Molecular function (GO): oxidoreductase activity, acting on CH-OH group of donors; flavin adenine dinucleotide binding
Source: RefSeq, a predicted model, not a curated record
ACACCUUCUUCAGUCUCUGCCCUCUGAGAUUCAAUGGCUUCUGUUGCUGCAGUCAACUUCUUCCUCCGCUCAUUACUCCUCUGGCUUGUGUUCUCUCUCCCUCCUUGCCAAGGUGACGAUCAGAACUGGUAUAACAAAUACAGAUAUCCAUUUCUGAAAGAGGCAAGCUCAUUCUCCUCCUCGUCAUCGUCGUCGUCAACAACACCAAGCAACAAUGCUUAUGAUUAUAUAAUAGUGGGAGGUGGAACAGCGGGCUGCCCUCUGGCUUCAACAUUGUCCCAAAACUUCAGGGUUUUGCUUCUUGAAAGAGGGGGUGUCCCUUUUACAAACCCUAAUGUGUCAUUUCUGGAGAACUUUCAUAUCACUUUGGCUGAUACUUCACCAACUUCAGCUUCCCAGUACUUCGUUUCCACUGAUGGUGUUCUUAAUGCCAGAGCUAGGGUUUUGGGAGGUGGUAGCUCCAUUAAUGCUGGCUUCUACACCAGAGCAAGCUCAAGGUUUAUAAAGAGAGUGGGGUGGGAUGCGAAGGUGGUGAACGAGUCAUACGAGUGGGUAGAGAAGCAAAUAGUGCACAGGCCUCUGUUCUCUGCGUUUCAGAGAGCAGUAAGAGACAGCCUCCUGGACGCAGGAAUCUCUCCUUUCAACGGUUUCACCUUCGAUCAUAUUUAUGGCACCAAGCUUGGUGGCACCAUCUUUGAUCGAUUCGGUCGUCGCCACACUUCUGCUGAACUUCUCGCUUCUGCCAAUCCCCACAAACUCACCGUUCUCACCCACGCCACUGUCCACAAAAUCGUGUUUGAUACUCGAGGUAAGAGGCCAAGAGCUGUGGGAGUGAUAUUCAAAGAUGAGAAUGGGAAGAGCCAUCAGGCAAAUCUGGGAAAUGGAAGGGAGAAUGGAGUGAUUGUAUCUAGUGGUGCGAUUGGGACUCCUCAACUGCUUCUGCUAAGUGGGAUUGGCCCAAAAGAGCACCUUCAGGACUUUAAGAUCCCUGUGGUGCUUGAUAACCCCUUUGUUGGGCAAGGCAUGGCUGAUAACCCCAUGAACACCAUUUUUGUUCCUUCCAAUAGACCAGUUUAUCAGUCACUCAUUGAGACUGUGGGCAUCACUAAACGCGGAGUGUACAUUGAGGCUAGCUGUGGGUUCAGUCAGUCCAACGAAAGCAUUCACUGUCACCAUGGAAUCUUGUCUGCUGAGAUUGGCCAGCUUUCCACAAUCCCUCCCAAGCAAAGAUCCCCAGAAGCUGUUCAAGCUUUUAUCAAGAACAAGCGAGAUCUCCCGGUUGAAGCAUUCAGGGGAGGUUUCAUCUUGUCAAAAGUGGCCAACCCUUGGUCUGUAGGUGAGCUCAAGUUAAACAACACCAAUGUAGAAGACAACCCUUUUGUUACCUUCAACUAUUUCAGUCACCCCUAUGAUCUCCAACGUUGUGUUGAGGGUAUCAGAAUAGCCACUAAGGUUGUGCAGUCAGAGCACUUCACAAACUACACCAUGUGUCCCAAACAAACCACAGAAAAACUUCUUAACCUCACCGUGAAGGCCAAUGUGAACCUCAUACCCAAGCAUCUAAAUGACACGCAGUCACUGGAGCAGUUUUGCAGAGACACGGUGAUUACAAUCUGGCAUUACCAUGGUGGAUGCCACAUGGGGAAGGUGGUUAAUUCUGAUUAUAAGGUUCUUGGAGUUGACAGGCUACGAGUGGUGGAUGGCUCAACAUUUACAGAAUCACCAGGGACUAAUCCUCAAGCCACUGUCAUGAUGAUGGGCAGGUACAUGGGACUGAAGAUUUUGAGGGAUAGGUUGCGGAAAUCAGCUUAGGGAAGAUUAGUGCAGUAUGAUGGCGUGAGAGGAACUGUGUAAGUUGGAACAAUGGAAAUUGAUGUGGUAUAUAUUUGUUGUAAUGGUCAGUAAACAGUGAUCAUCACUAAACAAAGAUCGGGACAAAUCAUUUUGGUGUGAUAUUACUUUCUUCUGUUUUGGUUGGGGUCCUGUUUGUCGAACAAUUGCAAAGUGUACUCAUAUAUCCUGUUUAGAGAUCAACAUCACAUAUACUUAUGUGUGAUUCACAGAGGAUAAAUCACUAGUUUGAUUUGAAAGGUGAUACAUGAUCUGUGAUACUUUCAAUUCACAAAGCUCGGAUAAAACUUC